UUAAUCAUGGACAAGAAAAGAUACCGAGGUAAUUCAGGCGAGGAAGAAGAAAAGGAGAAUCGAAUGGAGAAGCGAUUGAGGCGACUGGAGGAUGCGAUUUUGGAAAUACGAGACAAUAAGCGUCACAGGAAGAGACGUCGACGUCACCGAAGCUCAAGGUCCUCAUCGUCAGAGGCCAAUCGGCGACGGCGUAGCAGAGGAAAAAGCAGAGGAAGAAGCCAAUUUCGAAGAAGCUCUUCGAAAGGAUCCAGCGUGUAUGACGAAUCGAUACAGCGAGAACUCUCUUACAGCCCUUCAGAGCAAUUUGUCGAUCAGACCGCUGCGCAGGUUGGGAGCUUGUCAAGCUCAUCCGCAGAGGGACAAGUGGUCCAUCAUACUGCUACGCAGGCAGUUUUGGGACAAGAUCCUCCUGCGAUAAAC
Neodiprion virginianus is the source of this 420-nucleotide messenger RNA. RefSeq lists its product as uncharacterized. The record is from RefSeq and is a predicted model, not a curated record. Lineage: Eukaryota; Metazoa; Arthropoda; Insecta; Hymenoptera; Diprionidae. The transcript is spliced from 2 exons. The coding region runs from base 92 to 418 and encodes 108 amino acids.